Dovyalis caffra is the source of this 348-nucleotide messenger RNA. NCBI's taxonomy places the organism in Eukaryota, Viridiplantae, Streptophyta, Magnoliopsida, Malpighiales, Salicaceae. The record is from the annotation of a GenBank genome assembly.
AUGGCACAUGCUCGAGGAGGUGAUUUCAUGUUCCGUGACAUAUAUGGAACGAUGAUGCUCUUAUAUUCAAUCGAGUAUAUUGAAUGUCCUUUGUGUAAAUUUAAGAAAAGUGCAAAAGAUGUAAGAGAAAGAGAAAUAAGUUAUCAAGUUAGUUAUGAGGAUAUGAGGAGGGAUCUAGGCAUCUCACAUUUUGAAGGAAAGAUGGAGGUGAAAGACAUGGAGAUAAAUAAGAAAUGUGAAAGAUGCGGCCACACAAAGCUUAAAUUUUCAACCGGACAAAUGAGAUCAACGGACGAGGGCCAAACUACUUUCUUUCAUUGUGCUAACUCGUUCAUACACAUUUAUUGA